GGAUGGCCAGAUUCCCAGCCUCCCAGGACGUUCAGGCUCUUAUUUCCCAUAAGCCUGUGGGUCCGUUUCCGGUGUCCUGAAGGUUUUUGGGCUCGGCGAGUUGAGGUGAUCGCGUCGGAGGAAGUAAUCAGCGCCGGGUCAGAACCGGCAGCGAGGCUGGGGGUGACUCCGGGAGGCGCCCGAGUUGAGGAGGCCCAGGUCGCGGACUGAGCAUGUCGCGUUCGGAGCCUCCAGCCUGUGUGCGCGCGAGCGGCUGAGAAGGUUGGGUGUGUGACAGCCGGCGUGGCCAGGCCGGGGUGUGUCUCCGUAAUGGUGUUUGCGAUUGGCAAUGUGUGAUGGGGUGAUGAGGUGCGUGGCCUUGUGGUUUUGCUUUGGCUGUUUGUGCUCCACGUUCCCUCUAGACUUUCUUUGGGCCUGCCAAAUUUAAGUGACCGCAAGAGAAGGAGCCCUACGCGAAGCCCUAGAGUGAACGUUCCACGCAAGAAGGCAUAGGUCCAGUCUUGGGAUGAGCAUUUUAUAUCCGCAGGUGUCCUCAGGACUUGCUCCUAGGAAGACGUGAUGGGGAGGUCCCAGAGGUAAGAUUCCUAGGAGGGGCGCGUCUAGGAACUCCUUCGGAGCCAGCUACCUGUUUCAGAGCCGCUGCAACCAGACCUCUGUCCCCAACAAUUGCUGUCAACUCAGAGAUAGAGUCCAGCCUUCCUUUCAAUCCCAUCUGAUUUUGUGUGGAUGGAGGCAGAUAUGGCUCUAGACAGCGUUUUGGUUUUCCGUUUUUGUUUCUGUUAUGUUUUUUAAAGUUAGGUCUGUGCUCCAAGAAAUGUUGGUGUCUCAUGAUUCUUUUUUGCCCCCUACUGCUGCCGGGUUUUUAAGAAGGACCCUGAGGAGGAGGAAAGAAUUGCUGCAUAUUUUGAAAUCAAGGUUCAGCUCUGGCUUUUCUGGAUUCUGUGCUUCACCAAUCGAGGAACCCCAUGGAUUAUUAAUUAGUUCUUGCAGUUCUAGAACCAUGACUGAUGGCUUGGUGACUUUCAGGGAUGUGGCCAUCGACUUCUCUCAGGAGGAGUGGGAGUGCCUGGACCCUGCUCAGAGGGACUUGUACGUGGAUGUGAUGUUGGAGAACUAUAGUAACUUGGUCUCAUUGGAUUUGGAGUCAACAUAUGAGACCAAAAAUACAAUUUCAGAAAAAGACAUUUUUGAAAUAAAUUUUUCCCAAUGGGAGAUGAAGGAAAGAAGUAAAACUCUUGGCCUUGAGGCAUCCAUUUUCGAAAAUAAUUCUAAGUGCAAAAGCAAAUUUGAGGGACCACAGGGACAUCAAGAGGGAUACUUUAGUCAAAUGAUAAUUAGCUGUGGAAAAAUGCCCACUUAUAGAAAAAGUAAAUCUUUUAGUGCACAUCAAAGAAUUCAUAAUAGAGAGAAACGCUAUGUUUGUAAGGAAUGUGGGAAGGCGUGUAGUCAUGGCUCAAAACUUGUUCAACAUGAGCGAACUCAUAUAGCUGAAAAACACUUUGAAUGUAAAGAAUGUGGGAAGGACUUUUUUAGUGCCUAUCAGCUCACUGUGCAUCAGAGAUUUCAUACUGGUGAGAAACCCUACGGAUGUAAGGAGUGUGGGAAGACCUUUAGUUGGGGAUCUAGUCUUGUGAAACAUGAGAGAAUCCAUACAGGUGAGAAACCCUACGGAUGUAAGGAGUGUGGCAAGGCCUUCAGUCGUGGCUAUCACCUCACUCAACAUCAGAAAAUCCAUACUGGUGUGAAAUCUUACGAAUGUAAGGAAUGUGGGAAGGCCUUUUUUUGGGGCUCAAGCCUUGCUAAACAUGAGAUAAUUCAUACAGGUGAGAAACCUUAUAAAUGUAAAGAAUGUGGGAAGGCCUUCAGUCGUGGCUAUCAACUUACUCAACAUCAAAAAAUCCAUACUGGCAAGAAGCCUUAUGAAUGUAAAGUAUGUGGAAAGGCUUUUUGUUGGGGUUACCAGCUUACUCGACAUCAGAUAUUUCAUACUGGCGAGAAACCCUACGAAUGUAAGGAAUGUGGGAAGGCCUUUAAUUGUGGCUCAAGUCUCGUUCAACAUGAGAGAAUCCACACUGGCGAGAAACCCUACGGAUGUAAGGAAUGUGGGAAGGCCUUCAGUCGUGGCUAUCACCUCACUCAACAUCAGAAAAUCCAUACUGGUGAGAAACCUUUUGAAUGUAAGGAGUGUGGGAAGGCCUUUAGUUGGGGUUCAAGCCUUGUUAAACAUGAGAGAGUCCAUACUGGUGAGAAAUCCUAUGAAUGUAAAGAAUGUGGGAAAGCCUUCGGUAGUGGCUAUCAACUUACUCGACAUCAGAUAUUUCAUACUGGCGAGAAACCCUAUGAAUGUAAGGAAUGUGGGAAGGCCUUUAAUUGUGGCUCAAGUCUCGUUCAACAUGAGAGAAUCCAUACUGGUGGGAAACCCUACGAAUGUAAGGAAUGUGGGAAGGCCUUCAGUCGUGGCUAUCACCUCACUCAACAUCAGAAAAUCCAUACUGGUGAGAAACCUUUUAAAUGUAAGGAGUGUGGGAAGGCCUUUAGUUGGGGUUCAAGCCUUGUUAAACAUGAGAGAAUCCAUACUGGUGGGAAACCCUAUGAAUGUAAAGAAUGUGGGAAGGCCUUCGGUAGUGGCUAUCAGCUUAGUGUUCAUCAGAGAUUUCAUACUGGUGAGAACCCUUAUCAGUGUACGGAAUUUGGGAAGACCUUUGUUUAUGACUCAAACCUUGUUCAACAUGAGAGAACUCCUAGUAAUGAUAAGCCUUAUGAAUAUAAAGGUUGUGGGGAAGCCUUUAUAUGGACAACUUAUUCAAAUGAGACAGUUGAUACUGGUGAAACUUUAUGAUUGAAGAGAUGAAAGAAAAUUUUUUAUGUGUAUAAACAAUGUGAGGAAUCUUGAGAAAGCUUAUGAAUGUAGGGAAUGUGCAAAAGCCUUAUCUGUGUGUGGACAAUUUACUUGAUAUCAGAAAAUUCAUACUAGUGAGAAAUACUUUGAAUAUAAGGAAUAUGAAAAGGCCCUUAGAAUUUUAUACAAUUUUAUUGAAUAUCAGUUUAUACUGAUGUGAAAUCAUUUAAAUGUAAGAUGUGUGAAGAUCUUUAUUCAUGGCACAAAAGUCUGGUAAACAUUGGGGAAUUUGUACUCAUUAGAAACACUUUAAAGAAUGUAGAAAGAACGAAAACCUAAUUCAGUUUUUGCUGUGUGCAUUAGAGAACUCAUACUGCUGUGAAAUUUUAUGAAUUUAAGGAAUGUGAUAAAUAUCUUAGGCUAUAUCAUAGAAUGAAUGCAAAUGAGAAACCCUUUAAAUUGGGAUGUAGGAAGGCCUUUAGACAAGAACUACUAAAACUGUUGUCUAGAGACUUGUGCCAGUCCAUAAAAUUGUUACCUGUCCAUCAUGAGAUGAAUGUGGAAAAUAAGAGUAAGUGUUGGGAAACUUAUAGCAAUUUCAUAUUGCCAUAACAUUUUUAUUGUGUUUAUAAAAAUAUCAAUCAGCUCAUGAAUGAUUAGAAUUUAAAAAGUUUGCCCUUUCCAAGAAAUAAUUUGAGAGACAACAUUCAGUUUUAAAAACAUGAGACAAGUCACAAUAUAAUUUAAUUAGAAUAAAUGCUUCACUUGUCACCUCUGUGAUUAGAAUAGCAGAAUAUUCACACUAAAGGAAGAUUUGACUAAUGUGUGAGUCACAACUUCCUUAUGCCUAUAAUAGCAUAAUUUAUAAUAAGUAGUGUUCAUUUAAUGAAGGUAUAGAAGCCUGCUGACACUAUUCAACCUUUGUUAAACUUCAGUGAAUUCAUCCUAGAGAAUAACCUUGUCAAUGUAACAAAUAUAGGAAAUCUCUCACACAUGGCACAAACCAUACUUAACUGUCCUCACCAUUCCACCUUCUUACUACCUAUGGGAUGUUGGGAAAAAUGCUUAUCUCCUUUGGGCAUCGUCUUUAAAAUGUUGGUGAUGGUAACUAAUAGUCCUGUUUCAGAGAUUGCAUGGAUUUAGUAUGCAUCAGAUCCUUGGAAGAGUUAUCUUAUAUGUAUCCUAUGCUCAAUACAUGUUUGCUAUUGUUCUUAAUAUCUUCAUCAUUAGUAUUACUAGUAGCGAAUUCUUAUGAAAAGAAUGCUCAUUGGUGUAAUGGAUUUAGAAGAGCUUCCAUAACCACUCAUCCAUUUGAAUUUGAUAGUUCUCAUUAUGGAUAAAAUCUAGAGAAACACAAACUUGAGAGGAUUUUUAUUCAGAGUUUAUCCCUUAAGCUGCAUAAAAAAUGAAGGCUGAAAAGAAAUGUGGACUUAGUGUUAAAGAUGUUGGGAAUAUACCUAUUGAAGAACCAGGGAGAGGUGUGAAACAAUUUGCCUGUGAUGAAUAAAAACAGAGAAGUAGCCAGUGAUUAAGAUUCUCUGCUCACAUUUUGACAUAAAUUACAAAUUAAAAAAACAAAAAAUUGUCCGUUUGGGAAUUCUUUCCCCAAAUUUUAUUAUUACAAAUUUCAGACACUUAGAAAAAUUUAAAGAACAGUAUAAUAAACAUCCAUGUACUCUAUUUAGAAUCAAUAAUUAUUAACAUUUGAUCAUAUUUGCUUUCUUUCUGAAAUUAUAGGUAUGUAUGUGUACGUAUACUUAACCAUUAUCUUAUGACAUAGAAGUGAUACUUAAUUCCUGAAUAUAGUAGCAUGCAUCUUUUAAGAAUAAGAACAGCCUUUAAUACCAUGGUCACACAAGAAAAUUAUCAGUAAUUCUGUAAUAUUCUUUUAUAUUCACUUCAUAUGUCCCAAUACUCCCAAGGUAUCCUAUUGCUAUUUAUUUUCUAACCAGCAUCUUUUCUAUAUUCAUGUAUUGCAUUUGGUUAUCAUGUCUCUAGAUUUUAAUCUUGAAAAGACUUGGAAAGCUGUUUUACAGAAUGCCAUGCAUUCUAGAUUGGUUUCUUCCCUCAUGGUGAGCUUUAAUUUGUGUCUCUAUCCUUUGUAUCUCUCAUAAAGUCGAGUUAGAGCCAGAGACUUAAACAUUUUUGGCCAGAAUACACCAUAUUUGGUGAUACAUACUUCAUAUUGCAAUACACCAGAAACACAUAAUACCCAUUUUUCUCACUACUGCCAGUGCUAAGUUUGGUCGUUUGCUUAAGAUGGUGACUGCUAGAGCUCUCCAUUAUAAAGGACUAGAGCUCUCCAUUAUACAACUAGUAAGACUGGUGAACCUUUCAACUACUUUUGAAAAUGUAGUCCUAUCAUAUGUAUGAAGUUCUGAAUUAAAGAUAAAAUGGAAACAAUUACAGAUUGUUCAAAAAAGAAUGAUAGUUAAAUUGUGUAUCAGAAGUUGUAGAAUGUGCCUGAGGCUCUAUUCAGUGGAAAAUACCUUUUAAUGUGUCUUGGAGGAAACCAAGAUGCAUCUGGCCAGAUGGAGGGCCAGAACUAUGCUCUGUUUUCCCGUAUCUACACCAUCCCUGUCACACUGAACUAAGAAGCUAGAAAAAUAACAAACCCUAAGCCAAUAUACAGAAGCAAUUUAUAUAACUAAAAUUGUCCCAGAACUUCUGAAAUUAUGUCUCAAAAAUUACCAGUACUGAAUAGUACUUGAGAAACAGUGGGAUUCUCUGGUUAAUGAAGCCUAUGAAGUAGAAACUACUAAAUCCCCCUCUCAAGGAAAAAUCAAAAGCACCUAGUCAACUUAGAAAACUAAAGAGUAUUCUAUUGAGUGAAAUUGUUUGACUUCAUUUAAACUGGUGAUCUCAAACUUUACCAUGGAAAUACUGAUUCCCAUUACCUAUUUCCAUCUUAGGGAUAUGAAACUGCAUUGGGAAUGCUGCCAUAACUAGGAGGCCCUAAAGUUGGAUAUUUCAGUCACUAAGUCUGCUUGUUAUGAUGGAAUGGUAGUUAGCAUCAUGCUCUCAAAGGAUUGCCUUCUAAUGUUUUCUUUUAUUUGUGAGUAAAAAUCUUUGUUGUAUCUAAGUCAAAAGGGCUCCUGAGUUAUCUCAUGUCAUUUCAUCAUCUCUUUCUGCAACUGUAUAGUAUUUAAUUUGUUAAUUGUGAUAAUUUCUAUUGACAGAUUGUUUGAUUUUCUCCCAUUCCUGGAUAUACCCGGGUUAAUUAUUGGUAUAUGUAUGUAUUCUGGUGCACUGCUAGAUUUCAUUUGCUACUAUUUUAUUUAGAAUUUUUACAUCUCAUGAGUGAGGUUAUAUAAAAGUUAUAUUUUUGAGGUAUUUUUGUUUGUUUUUGUAUUGCAGUUACCUGUUCUUUAAAACCGUAUGACUGUAUUGGGUGGUUUUGUUUUGAAUUGGAGAUCUUAUAAUCACUUUUCUAGUUCCAUCUGUUGAUUUUCUUAUCUUUGAAAUUCUACUUUGGACACAACAAAUUCAGAGUGCCCAGCACAAUUCUUUUCAGGAGCCUUUGCAGCCAUGUAGUACCAGCUAAGAUUCACAUAAAAGGAGCAUUAAUUACAACAUUGAAAAUCCUUCAUUAUGUCUUCUUGGGAAUACUAUGUUGGGAAAUCAGAGCUCCUUAUCAGACUGUUAAUGAUCGUACCUGUGCGUAUUUUUCUCCAUAUACUGAAAGUGGAGUUGCUUGGGUUUGGUCAUGGGUAUGCCUAUGUUCAACUUUAGUAAGUUUAAUUUUUCUAAAUAGGUUCCAAAAAUUCCAACUGGCACUCCCACCAACAGUGUAUGAAUGUUCUGCUUUCUCCAUAUCCUUGAAAAUAUUUGGCAUCAUCAAUUAAAAAGAAAAGUGUUUGCUACUCUGGUAGGUAUCAUGGUUUACAUUUCCAUUCUUUUCUGAUUAUUUAUUCGCUAUUUGGAUAUUCUUGCAAUACUUGUCCACUCCUUCCUCCUGACAUUGGAUGUAUUAGGUGUGUCCGGUUUCACAAAGCAUUUGUAAAACUUGUAGGACAGCAUUUACUGCCUCGGCAGUGACUGUGUGUGUGUGUGUGUGUGUUCCCCCACCAGACAUGAGCUGGUUGGUGGCUGUGAUGGAAUCAGUUUUAUCUCUGCAUCUGUAGCUCCCAGUAUGAACCAUGACCCUUAGUUAUUUGAUACAGUUAGGAUACACUCAGCAAAAAUCAAAAUACCAAACUAGCGUAAGCAAUGAGGAAGUAUAUUGAGUCAUAUAACAGGCUUUUUUGGAGGGUGAGGAGAGAAGAGGUUCCAGAGAUUUUUGAUUCAUAAGCAAAAUGAAAUAUUCAGAGACUCAGAUUCUCUUCUAUUUUUCACUUUGUCUUCCCCAGUGUUGGCUGGGGUACCAUGAAGGCUGACAGAUUUCUAGACAUUUUAUACAGGCAUGACAAUAUUGAGGGAAAAGAGUAGGAGAGAUCAUUUUCUGUGACUCCUAAGGGCAAAGAACAUUUCCCAUUAGUUAACAGUAUGUCUGCUCUUAAACCUAAUUGUUAACUUGGGUCAUAGGUAAUUUCUGAAAUAAUCUCUGGUAUACUUUAAAUUAAUUACAAACUCAAAGUUUUUAUUUAAAUGUAGCAGGCUCAUAAAUUUUACUAUCUUUUUAUGCAUGUAUGAAGAAAGAACCAGUGAUCCUUUAUUUUAACAACAAAAAUUUUUACAUGUGUAUAUUUCAUAAAACAUAGAUGACAGUUUAAAUUAAAUGCGUAUAUUAAGACCAUUAAGUAUAAUUACAGACUAAUCAGAGGUUAGUGUUUAUUUCAAAAAGAUAGCAAAAAUUCUGAAGUAUUAAAUUCAGUAUUAGAACAUUUACUAGGAGUUUUUUAUUUUCCGAUUUUUUUUUUUUUUGUAACUAUGAGGGACAGGGGAAAUAUUAAUGGUUUAACCUUGUAAAAUUUUUUCACUCUCCCAGAGUCAGAGAAGCCUACGUUUUUAAGUUUAAUUCCUGGAAUUCUGUUAGCUUCAAGGAUGAGAAGGCCAAAAUGAACAAUGUGGAAAUGAAACAAAGGUGUGAUUAGAAUUUGGGGGAAUAUAUUUACUAAGUUUAUUUUUAUAGCACACAAACAUAGGGCUAAGUUCAAAAGAAAUGAGUGUUAUUCUCUCCCCUUUUCUCAAGCUAUACAAUGACUCUUUAGGGACAGCUACAUUUUUCAGCAUCUUCUGUAUUCUUGGGCAGAUAGUCUAUGUAAAUUAGGAGAACUUAUUGCCUCAUAGUAGACAUUCAAGAUUUGAAAAUAUUCCAUUAAUGCAUCAUAAUUCAGUGACAUCCAUACACCAUUAUGGAUUUCACCAAUAAAAAUUUUGAUUCAGUUUACUUCUACUAUUCCUGAGUGUUUACUGUGGAGAAGUGGGUCUGCAUUAUCCUUGGCCACAAUUUUUUAAUAUGAUCCAUCCUAACCGGUUGCCUUCUAUGCCUGAUGCUCAAGAGAUCUGGCCUCCUCUACCACCAUCCCUAUGGGGGUUUUCUUCACUUCUCUCCGAUACUGAAUUUUUACUUUUCUAUUCAUUUAGCUGGUGGAAAACCUCUAGUUGCUUUCUUGGA
Molecule: messenger RNA, 8396 nt
Organism: Callorhinus ursinus (northern fur seal)
Lineage: Eukaryota; Metazoa; Chordata; Mammalia; Carnivora; Otariidae
Source: RefSeq, a predicted model, not a curated record